Molecule: messenger RNA, 2258 nt
Organism: Ruditapes philippinarum (Manila clam)
Lineage: Eukaryota; Metazoa; Mollusca; Bivalvia; Venerida; Veneridae
Exons: 1
Coding region: 798-1661 (287 amino acids)
Source: RefSeq, a predicted model, not a curated record
CAUAAGAGUACAAAGUAAACAUUUUUUAAAAUUUUUGACAUAUCAUGCAAUCUAACUGUGCAAGCUUUUUACAUUUAAUGUUUUCAGAUCAUUAGGUAACAAGACUAACAAAAUCUCCACCCAACUGUUCUUACUUAUAAUAUUCAUGACUGGUGAACUGCAAGUUUUAGGGUCAAAAGAUAAUGUGUUAAUCUGGAUUAAUCUAUUUCUAUGUAAUGUCUUUCAUUGUUCUCUGACAAAGUGUAAGAGGCUAACACUUAUUAUUAACAUUUCUUUGAUCUUUUAUAAAAAGGAAAAUGCCUUAUAGUUUACUUGAUUUCCAAGAUUUUCGUGAGUACUUUUCAAUAUUUUUCAUUACAUUGUUUUUUAUCUCUUUUAUGCUGUAAAAGAUUGAUGUUAAAGAAUGUGCAUAUUUAACAAAUGUAUGUGCAAAAAAUACAAAUAAAAAAUUUGUUUUCAUUGUUUGAUAAUGUCAGAACGCAAGGAUAUAUGCUGAGUUAUCAAAAAAUUCAAUACAUGUAUUUUAUUUUCAAAAUGAGAGAGGACACAAACACUGACCUCAUAAAAAACAUGAUUAUUCAGCAGGAAUUGUCAGGCGUAUCAAACUACAAAUAAACAUUAUUAAUAAUGUAUUUCUCUUUUCAGGUUGCUGAUGUCAACAGGAAACUAAACACAAGCUGUAAAAUGCUAACCUAUACAUUAUCUGGAGGGUAAAAUGGCAACAAGUGGAGAUAAAAUUAUUAUUUUGUGAUUUAACCAGUCUGAGCAAGGAUAUAAUUUAUGUGAAAUAUUCAAGAAUGCGCGACAGUGGAGAAACUGUAACUGAGGCUGCAAGAGCCCCUCCUCCUUUUAAAUUAGAAAGGGAGGUUACUCUAAUGCCCAAAGAAUUUAAGGAAAGGCUGUCAGCAAAACAUAAAAGUCGUAAAUCUAGCGCAGCAAGGUCCGAGAAAAAAGGAAACUAUUCCUUUAAACCAACCACAGCAAAGUUCAAAUAUUCAUCAGAAAACUCGUAUAUGUCUAACCACACCAAUGAUUCGGAGUUGAGUCAUAGUACAUAUACUGAAUCUCAUUUUAAUAAAACAGUGAAAAUUCCAACAGAACAUGAUGAUGGUAUGCAAUCUAACAAUGACAAUUUCCUAAAUAACAACAACAACAAUAAAGGGGAAUUAAAAAGUACGUCUAGUCAUAUUGCUCUAACUGGUGAGGUCAAAUUUAUGCUAGAUAAUGCAUAUGCAAACUAUGAAUCAGAGGGUGGCUUCAAUGUUAAAACUCCGCCUACAAAUAUGCAAAUCAAAGAUCUUAUGAUUCCGUUGGAUGAAUGGAACAAUAAAGAAACAAUUCAAGAAAAGAAAUAUACAGUUUUACCGUCCAUUAAGCAUAGGACAUCUAACACAAGUUCUGAGGACACUGAAAGUGCAACUUAUUCACAAAGGAACUCCUCCGGUUUUUCUUUUAACAACCAGUUAGACUUUUUUCGGGACAAAAUAGAGGAGGAUGCUGAUUUCUUUGCAGACUUUCGUGUAAACACAAGUAAAGUAAAAGCAACUCCUCGUCAAGACCCUUUACCACCGAUCAAACAUGGUACAAAGGACAGUAACUCUUCUCAAACUACUUCUCGUAAAAAGUCCAACAGGAAAGAAAAGAACGCACAUAUUUUGUGACUUAUUAACACAUGUACAUAAUAUAUUUUUUGCAAGUUUUGUUAUUAUAAAAAAUACACACACACAAAAUUGUGUUUAUUGUCCAUGUGUUUAGAUUGUUUUGCAAUCUAUGGAAUGGAUACUUGUGAAAAGUGACAGUGUAAAUAAGCAAAAAUGGGCAACAUUUUGAGACAAUAUUUUCAGACGAAUAUAUAACUUUAAGACUGUCAUUUGUAGUGCAGUUUCCAUUUAUCUUUAUGUUGAUAAAUCAAUGAUUAUCACCUUCUAAUUUAUAUGACUGUUCAUUUUAAAAAAUCUGAAUCACAAAAUCGCAAAGUCUGUAUAUAAUCUUAGGCAAAUAAACAAUGUUUCUAUUUUUAGCCAUUUCUAUUUAUAUAGUCACUGGAAACAAUCAUGAUACAAUUUACAAUUCAUUCCAAUAGUCAGCUAUGCUAUGACACUAUUUUGUUAAUAGAAAGAAACCAACAGUAUAAUUACGGGUGUCACGUUUAAAUGGGUACAGUUGUUUUUUAGCCAAAUACCGGUUAGAAAAUUCAACCAGUAACCAAAGUUAGUAUUUGACAAAGGGGCGAAAUUUUUUUAACUGAUUUUUAAUAU